CCCAAAUUAAUCAAUAAUCUUGGACCCAGCACGUCCGGCUUGCGCACUGAGCCCUCCUGCCCGGUCACCCUCGCAGGCGACCUCUCACCCCACGCGGAAGUCGCCCCCCAGCCGCACCCUCACAACCCGGAUCCACCCCCUCCCCAGCUGCACCCCGUCUCCAGCGGCACCCCCACACCCCAGAUCCAUCCCCUCUCCAGCUGCACGCCCUUCCCCAGCGGUACCCCCACACCCCAGAUCCAUCCCGUCCCCAGCUGCACCCCCUCCCCAGCGGCACCCCCACACCCCAGAUCCACCCCCUCCCCAGCUGCACCCCCUCCCCAGCGGCCCCCCCACACCCCAGCUGCACCCCCUCCCUAGCGGUACCCCCACUCGCCGGAUCCACGCGCUCCCCAGCUGCACCUUCUCCCCAGCGGUACCCCCACACCCCAGAUCCACCCCCUCCCCAGCUGCACCCACUCCCCAGCGGCACCCCCACACCCCAGAUCCACCCCCUCCCCAGCUGCACCCUCCUCCCCAGCUGCAUCCCCACACCCCGGAUCCACGCCCCGCCAGCGUCACCUCCCCUCCAGCCGUGCUUCUCCAGAAGGCAGCGCUGCCCCCAUCCCCGCCGCGCUGGGCCUGGCUCCUCUUGACCUGCUUGGAUCCGCCCCAUCUGGCUGCUGUUCUGGGUUCCGGGACAGCCACGUGAGGGCUGUUUACAGAGGGAAGGAGGUGGCUCCUAGCAGAUGACAGACGCUUCUCAAAAGACAGCUUUUCUUCCUGGAGAACAGACUUUUUCAGCAGGAUUUUCCUUUCAGUGAAAUAUAAUUUGACUUGAAAGGAACCCAGGGAAAAGUGUCCCAGUGUGAGCAUGAGCGGGUAGAGGUGUGCCCUUGUUUGCUUCAGGCUGUCUGCUUUUCGCCCCUGACUGUUUUUUCUGUUUCUAGCCAUGGAGGAAGAGAAAGAUGACGGCCCACAGGCUGACUUCUGCCUGGGCACCGCCCUGCACUCUUGGGGGCUGUGGUUCAUGGAGGAAGGUUCACCGUCCACCAUGCUGACGGGGAUUGCGGUUGGAGCCCUCCUGGCCCUGGCUUUGGUUGGUGUCCUCAUCCUUUUCAUGUUCAGAAGGCUUAGCCAGUUUCGACAAGCACAGCCCACUCCUCAGUACCGGUUCCGGAAGAGAGACAAAGUGAUGUUUUACGGCCGGAAGAUCAUGAGGAAGGUGACCACACUCCCCAACACCCUUGUGGAGAACACUGCCUUGCCCCGGCAGCGGGCCAGGAAGAGGACCAAGGUGCUGUCUUUGGCCAAGAGGAUUCUGCGUUUCAAGAAGGAAUACCCGGCCCUGCAGCCCAAGGAGCCCCCGCCCUCCCUGCUGGAGGCUGACCUCACGGAGUUUGACAUGAAGAAUUCUCACCUGCCAUCGGAAGUUCUGUACAUGCUGAAAAACGUUCGGGUCCUGGGCCACUUUGAGAAGCCGCUGUUCCUGGAGCUUUGCAAACACAUCGUCUUUGUGCAGCUGCAGGAAGGGGAGCACGUCUUCCAGCCCAGGGAGCCGGACCCCAGCAUCUGUGUGGUGCAGGACGGGCGGCUGGAGGUCUGCAUCCAGGACACUGACGGCACCGAGGUGGUGGUGAAAGAGGUUCUGGCGGGAGACAGCGUCCACAGCCUGCUCAGCAUCCUGGACAUCAUCACCGGCCAUGCUGCACCUUACAAAACGGUCUCCGUCCGCGCGGCCAUCCCGUCCACCAUCCUCCGGCUUCCAGCUGUGGCUUUUCACGGAGUUUUUGAGAAAUAUCCGGAAACUCUGGUGAGGGUGGUGCAGAUCAUCAUGGUGCGGCUGCAGAGGGUGACCUUUCUGGCUCUGCACAACUACCUCGGCCUGACCACAGAGCUCUUCAACGCUGAGAGCCAGGCCAUCCCUCUCGUGUCUGUAGCCAGCCUGGCUGCCGGGAAGGCCAAGAAGCAGGUGUUCUAUGGCGAAGAAGAGCGGCUUAAAAAGCCACCGCGGCUCCAGGAGUCCUGUGACUCAGCAGAUCACGGGGGCGGCCGCCCGGCAGCUGCUGGGACCCUGCUGAAGAGGAGCCACUCCGUCCCCGCACCUUCCAUUCGCAAAGAGAUCUUGGACGAGCUGGAGAAGCCCGGGGCAGGUGACCCUGACCCUUCGGCCCCACAAGGGGGCCCAGGCAGUGCCACUUCUGAUCUGGGGAUGGCAUGUGACCGUGCCAGGGUCUUCCUGCACUUGGACGAGCACCCCGGGAGCUCCGUGGCCAGCAAGUCCAGGAAAAGCGUGAUGGUUGCAGAGAUACCUUCCACGGUCUCCCACCACUCAGAGAGUCACACGGAUGAGACCCUGGCCAGCAGGAAGUCAGAUGCCAUCUUCAGAGCUGCCAAGAAGGACCUGCUCACCCUGAUGAAGCUGGAAGACUCAUCUCUAUUGGAUGGUCGGGUGGCGCUUCUGCACGUUCCUGCAGGCACGGUGGUGUCAAGGCAGGGAGAUCAGGACGCCAGCAUCCUGUUCGUGGUCUCGGGGCUGCUGCACGUGUACCAGCGGAAGAUCGGCAGCCAGGAGGACACCUGCUUGUUCCUCACACGCCCCGGGGAGAUGGUGGGCCAGCUGGCCGUGCUCACCGGGGAGCCUCUCAUCUUCACCGUCAAGGCCAACAGGGACUGCAGCUUCCUGUCCAUCUCCAAGGCCCACUUCUAUGAAAUCAUGCGGAAGCAGCCGACCGUCGUCCUGGGUGUGGCGCACACUGUGGUGAAGAGGAUGUCGUCCUUCGUGCGGCAAAUCGACUUUGCCCUGGACUGGGUGGAGGUGGAGGCCGGGCGAGCAAUAUACAGGCAGGGGGACAAGUCCGACUGCACGUACAUCAUGCUCAGCGGCCGGCUGCGCUCUGUGAUCCGGAAGGAUGACGGGAAGAAGCGCCUGGCCGGGGAGUACGGCCGAGGAGACCUCGUCGGCGUGGUGGAGACACUGACCCACCAGGCCCGGGCAACCACGGUGCAUGCCGUUCGGGACUCAGAAUUGGCCAAGCUGCCGGCAGGAGCCCUCACCUCCAUCAAGCGCAGGUACCCACAGGUGGUGACUCGGCUGAUUCAUCUCUUGGGUGAGAAGAUCCUGGGCAGCCUCCAGCAGGGACCUGUGACAGGCCACCAGCUUGGGCUCCCCACGGAGGGCAGCAAGUGGGACUCGGGGAACCCAGCUGUCAACCUGUCCACGGUGGCAGUGAUGCCCGUGUCAGAGGAAGUGCCCCUCACCGCCUUCGCCCUGGAGCUGGAGCACGCCCUCAGCGCCAUCGGCCUGACCCUGCUGCUGACCAGUGACAACAUAAAACGGCGCCUUGGCUCCGCUGCCCUGGACAGUGUUCACGAGUACCGGCUGUCCAGCUGGCUGGGGCAGCAGGAGGACACCCACAGGAUCGUGCUCUACCAGGCAGAUGGCACGCUCACACCCUGGACCCAGCGCUGCGUGCGCCAGGCCGACUGCAUCCUCAUCGUGGGCCUGGGUGACCAGGAGCCCACAGUGGGCGAGCUAGAGCGGAUGCUGGAGAGCACAGCUGUGCGUGCCCAGAAGCAGCUGAUCCUGCUGCACAGGGAGGAGGGCCCGGCGCCAGCCCGCACCGUGGAGUGGCUCAACAUGCGGAGCUGGUGCUCCGGCCACCUGCACCUCUGCUGCCCGCGCCGCGUCUUCUCCAGGAGGAGCCUGCCCAAGCUGGUGGAGAUGUACAAGCGUGUCUUCCAGCGGCCCCCGGACCGACACUCAGACUUCUCCCGCCUGGCGAGGGUGCUGACGGGCAACGCCAUUGCCCUGGUGCUUGGGGGAGGGGGAGCAAGAGGCUGUGCCCAGGUGGGCAUUCUCAAGGCCUUGGCGGAGUGUGGCAUCCCUGUGGACAUGGUGGGAGGCACGUCCAUCGGGGCCUUCAUGGGUGCCCUGUACUCUGAGGAGCGGAACUACAGCCAGAUGCGGAUCCGGGCCAAGCAGUGGGCCGAGGGCAUGACGUCCAUGAUGAAGGCCGCGCUGGACCUCACCUACCCCAUCACAUCCAUGUUCUCCGGAGCCGGCUUCAACAGCAGCAUCUUCAGCGUCUUCAAGGACCGGCAGAUCGAGGACCUGUGGAUUCCUUAUUUCGCCAUCACCACCGACAUCACAGCCUCGGCCAUGCGGGUCCACACUGACGGCUCCCUGUGGCGGUACGUGCGUGCCAGCAUGUCCCUGUCCGGUUACAUGCCCCCUCUCUGUGACCCCAAGGACGGACACCUGCUGAUGGACGGGGGCUACAUCAACAACCUCCCAGCGGAUGUGGCCCGGUCCAUGGGGGCAAAAGUGGUGAUCGCCAUUGACGUGGGCAGCCGAGAUGAGACGGACCUCACCAACUAUGGGGAUGCGCUGUCUGGGUGGUGGCUGCUGUGGAAACGCUGGAACCCCUUGGCCACGAAAGUCAAGGUGUUGAACAUGGCAGAGAUUCAGACGCGCCUGGCCUACGUGUGUUGCGUGCGGCAGCUGGAGGUGGUGAAGAGCAGUGACUACUGCGAGUACCUGCGCCCCCCCAUCGACAGCUACGGCACCCUGGACUUCGGCAAGUUCAACGAGAUCUGCGAAGUGGGCUACCAGCACGGGCGCACGGUGUUUGACAUCUGGGGCCGCAGCGGCGUGCUGGAGAAGAUGCUGCGCGACCAGCAGGGGCCGAGCAAGAAGCCCGCGAGUGCGGUCCUCACCUGUCCCAACGCCUCCUUCACGGACCUUGCCGAAAUUGUGUCUCGCAUUGAGCCCGCCAAGCCCGCCAUGGCGGAUGACGAAUCUGACUACCAGACGGAGUACGAGGAGGAGCUGCUGGACGUCCCCAGGGAUGCAUACGCAGACUUCCAGAGCACCUCAGCCCAGCGGGGCUCAGACUCGGUGAGGAGCUGGGCGUGGUCCCACCUGGUGCCUACAGCUGAGCCUUGGUGCCUGGCCCUGAGCCGGCCACUCCCUCCCUGUGGUCCCACCGGGUUACCAGCGCUGCAGAGCCCCUGCCCUGCCUGGGCCUCAUCUGGAACAUGCGGUCUGCUUGCAGGAGGACGAGUCCUCACUGCGGCAUCGACACCCCAGCCUGGCUUUCCCAAAACUGUCUGAGGGCUCCUCUGACCAGGACGGGUAGAGGCCUCUGCUAUAGAGCCCGGAUGCAGCGUCUUCCGUGGGACUGUCCCCAAGGCUGAGGCUCCUGCCAAGUCCUAGGGGCCUCUGUACCUGCCCUGCUGGAAGCCCUGACUUCCCCGGGGCCCCAGGCUGUGUUAGGGUUCUCUGGGCCUCUUCUUUGUACCAGCAGCCCUGCAUACAGGGCCCUGUGAACCCCUCCGCAGUCCUGUGAGGCCCCUGAAGCCCUGUGAGGCCCCCGAAGCCCUGUGAACCCCCCUGCAGCCCUGUGAGGCCCCCCGAAGCCCUGUGAACCACCUGCUGCCCUGUGAGGCCCCCAAAGCCCUGUGAACUGCCUGCUGUCCUGUGAACUGCCUGCUGCCCUGUGAGGUGUGGGAGCCCUGAUGCUGCCGUGUGAUGUUUCAAUAAAGGUGGAUCUCACUGUU
Molecule: messenger RNA, 5541 nt
Organism: Pan troglodytes (chimpanzee)
Lineage: Eukaryota; Metazoa; Chordata; Mammalia; Primates; Hominidae
Gene: PNPLA7
Product: patatin like domain 7, lysophospholipase
Exons: 34
Coding region: 932-5095 (1387 amino acids)
Biological process (GO): lipid metabolic process
Cellular component (GO): endoplasmic reticulum
Molecular function (GO): phosphatidylcholine lysophospholipase A1 activity
Source: RefSeq, a predicted model, not a curated record